CAGAGCUACACGUCGGUCAGCGUCGACAUCGUCACAGUUGCAAGCUCACACAUCUCACACAACCUUGCACCGACGAAAAUGUGGUGGCCGUUCGAUCUUCAACAACGUGCUGAUCUUGCGAGUCGAGCUCGAGCUCACGUCGCUGCCAGGGACAAGGCGUUAGCGUUCCCGCUCGAGUCGACUGAUACAAGUCUGGACAAGGACAUCUUGACUAGCGAUAUCUCCGGUAUCGUCUACGGUAUCCAAGAAAAGGAGUGGACAGCCGUACAGGUAUUGAACGCUUUUAUUAGGAAGGCAAAGGAAGCGCAUGAACAGACCAACUGUUUGACCGAAGUGCUGUUUGAGGAGGCGACCGAGAGGGCCAAAGAGCUGGACCGAUACUUUGAAAAGACGGGAGAGCUUGUCGGGCCGUUUCAUGGUGUUCCGAUCAGUUUGAAAGACCAUUUCAAGGUCAAGGGAAGUUCGGUCACCCUCGGCUUCUCCUCGUGGCUAGACAGGCCGGUCAUCGAGCACGAUGGAGCUCUAGCUGUAGUCGCAAAACAUUUAGGGGCUGUGCCGUUCGUUAAAACCAACAUCCCCCAGACGAUGCUCGCCUUCGAAACCUGCAACCCUUUGUGGGGAAGGACGACGAAUCCUUACAACUCUGCGUACACCUCGGGUGGCUCGUCAGGAGGAGAAGCUGCUCUACUCGCUUGCGGAGGUACCCCCAUCGGCUUGGGAUCGGAUAUCGGCGGAAGUCUACGUAUUCCUGCGGGUUACUGCGGAUUGUACUCGUUGAAGACGACGGCUAGGCGAUGGCCUGUGGAAGGCUCGGUCAAGUUCGCUCAAGGGUUCGAGGGAGUGGUCAGCGUAUAUGGCCCUAUGGCGCGGACCGCACAGGACCUCGAGCUCGUUUUUUCCCACUUCACCAAUACGCUCAGGAUGAACGGGGAACACAGCGAUAUGGAUUCAGCCGGAGGAGAAGACCAUGCUCGGCAGGUGAAACUUCGAGAUGAGAUAGACUCGAUCGGGUUCAUGUCUCAACCAAUCGAUCCCGGCUGGUUUGACCCCUUGAGCGUUGUCGAGAAGCGAAAGCGACCGCUUAGGAUCGGAUACUUCCUGGCGGAUGGGUUCGUCAAGACGUCCCCGGCGUGCUACAGAGCCGUUUUAGAAUCCGUCGAGGCGAUCAAGAAAAAGUAUCCCGCUGAACAGGUCGAACUGAAGAGGCUGUACCUUCCCGACGAAUUGGGCGGAGUAGAAGCGAUCAAGAUCUUCCUGGGCAUGUCGAGCGCGGAUGGUUACGAUAGGCUCACCAACCCGCACUUGGGCAAAGACAAGGUGGAUCCGACCUUGACGCUACCGUUGUUAUCGGCGCGGAUCCCCGGUUUCCUGAGGGCGAUCUUGUCGUUCGUCGCCGCCCAUUUCCUUUCGGAUUGGAUGAUGGCCAUCAUCUUGAAAGCAGCGGGUAGAAAAUCGGCAGGGGAUUACUUCAAGUGGAUUGUCAAGCGGGACGAAUUCAGGGAAGCUUGGAAACGUCGUGUGUGGAACGCAGAGAACCUGGAUGCCAUUAUCUGUCCCGUACAAGCAUCGCCCGCUGUUCCUCAUGGGGCCGCUGCCAAAGUAUCAAUGAUCUGCGCAGCGACGGUCAUGUUCAACGUCCUAGAAUAUCCCGUCGCUUGCGUACCAGUAACUCGUGUCGAUCCUAUCAAGGAUUCUCAUGAGAGGGAAGACGGACCCGAUUUUAACAGGUGGCGAGAUGAUCGAGAUGCGCAGCGGGGCAGCUGGAUGAUCUCGAAGGCGCUAUACGAUCAGGGCAUCUAUGAUGCCGAAAAGAUGAAAGGCCUACCAGUCGGCAUACAAGUGGUCACCAAACCAUUCCAGGAAGAGAAGGCGAUCGGGAUCAUGCGGAUGAUCGACGACGCUUUACCUUCGCCCUCGCAACGAGGUGGAGUCAAGGAUAUGGUGAUCGGCAACAAGCGGAGAUGAUGUGGUGUUCGGAAUCAAAAGCUGUGAUGCAUCAUUGCUGCGCGUUGCAACCUCGGGGAUGAUCGCGAAAGGGUGAUCCCCAAAGCGAGACUGAAACGACAAUGACCUCCUUUGUCAAGCCGGAACCAGGAGGUGGGCGUAUCGAAUCGUCCUCGAUGUAUAUAAAGUAGAAGAAGUAGAAGCGACGAUCACGAUGCAUCUCGACCAUCUCUGUAUUCUAGUUAUCUCCCUUGAACCCUUAUUCCUGAUCCAUUCAUCCACCCAUUUCGUCUCCGAAGUCGGUAUUAGCCAAUUAUCACCUCCCAC
Messenger RNA from Filobasidium floriforme, 2271 nucleotides. RefSeq names its product amidase signature domain-containing protein. NCBI's taxonomy places the organism in Eukaryota, Fungi, Basidiomycota, Tremellomycetes, Filobasidiales, Filobasidiaceae. The record is from RefSeq and is a predicted model, not a curated record. The transcript is spliced from 4 exons. Bases 79 to 1965 code for a protein of 628 amino acids.